Messenger RNA from Lampris incognitus (smalleye Pacific opah), 4584 nucleotides. RefSeq names its product calmodulin regulated spectrin-associated protein family, member 2a (gene camsap2a). Gene Ontology annotation, cellular component: microtubule minus-end. Gene Ontology annotation, biological process: cytoplasmic microtubule organization; negative regulation of microtubule depolymerization; neuron projection development. The record is from RefSeq and is a predicted model, not a curated record. The coding region runs from base 1 to 4476 and encodes 1491 amino acids. The transcript is spliced from 19 exons. Gene Ontology annotation, molecular function: microtubule minus-end binding; spectrin binding; calmodulin binding. Lineage: Eukaryota; Metazoa; Chordata; Actinopteri; Lampriformes; Lampridae.
AUGGGUGAAGUUCAGGACACCAAGGAUUUUAAGAAGACUUUUAUUGCGCCGGCAAUUAAACCUUUCGACCACUAUGACUUCUCACGGGCCAAAAUCUGCUGCAGCCUCACAUGGCUUGUGUCAAAGGCAUACGGGACAGAGAGUGUCCCUGCAGACCUAAGAGAUCCAUUCUACACAGAUCAGUACGAUCAGGAGCACCUAAAGCCCCCCAUGGCCAGCCUCCUCCUGUCUGCAGACCUCUACUGCAGGGCCGGCAGCCUCAUACUGAAGAAGAGCGAUGCAGCCAAACCCCUGCUAGGCCACGAUGCCGUCAUCCAAGCCCUAGCCCAGAGGGGUCUCUACGUCACGGACCAGGAACGGCUGGUCACAGAGAGGGAUCUGUGCAUGAAGCCCCUGCAAAUGAGUGCCCACCUGGCGAUGAUCGACACGCUAAUGAUGGCGUACACCGUGGAGACGGUGAGCGUAGAGAAGGUGAUGGCAUGUCUACUUCAGUACUACCCCAACGACCCUGAGACCCCGUACGACACGGAGGACGCGGUCACCACCUGGAUUAACAGGGUGAACGAGUACCUGAAAGACGUGAUCGCUCAGGAGCAGAGGAAAAAAGAGACGCAGAGCACCGAGCCUGCCGGGAGCCCACGGUCUCCAACCAAGUGGUACAUGAAGCUUGUGCCUGCUCGCUACAGGAAGGAGCAGACCACAACCCAGUCCACUCCUUGGAUCCCACCAGUGGACAACCUACUUAAGGACAGCAUAGACGGCUCGGCCCUGGCCGCCCUGCUCCACUUCUACUGCCCACAGCUGCUACCACUGGACGAUAUCAGUCUGAGGGAGAAUAUGUCGCUGGCAGACAGUUUGUACAACCUACAGCUCAUCCAGGACUUCUGCAAGGACAACCUCAACAGCUGCUGCCAUUUCAGUCUGGAGGACAUGCUUUACGCUUCCUCUACCAUCAAGAAUAACUACCUGGUGUUCAUGGCAGAACUUUUCUGGUGGUUCGAGGUAGUAAAGCCAUCUUUUGUUAAACCAAGAACCCUGGACAACGAAGCCACAAAGCCAUCGUCCUUGUUGAAGAACUUGCCAUCAAUACCCAUCUCAAAGGCAACUAAGAGGAGCUUCAUCGAAAAACCUCCCAGCCCUGAGAGACCCAGUUUGCCCCUCCAACCCAAACCACACAACUCAGGUGAAAUCAAGAGAUCAACGUCAAUGUCCUUCGUGGAUGGCAACAUUGGAACCUGGCCUAAAGAGAAAAGAUCAGGGCCUUAUGGUGUAUCUUUCGACAUCCCCUUUGAUAAAGAAGAUUGUUCUCCCACCGCUCCACCCUCCACCCGUGGCAUGAUCAGGUCUGCCAGCACUGAUGACGGCUCAGGUUUCAAUGUUCACAUCUUGCCUCGUGGCAUGAAGCGCAACCUGUCCUUUCAGCCGGUCAAUGGGCAGAACAUUGGUAUUGAGGAGGAGGGCCGCCCAGACAGCCUGGCAGGGAUGGAGCCUGACAGGCGUCCUACUGGCAAAGCCUUUCCCAAUGGACACGGCCAUGACAUCCCUACAACUCCCUCAAUGGAGGAGGCUCUCCAGAUAAUACAAAGCCCCAGCAGACCCCCAACAGAGGGGAUCAACAAUGGCUUCUUUCUCCACAGUCAGGACUGCGGGCCCAGCAGUAUCGGUGGGCUGGAGCCGGUGUCAGAGUCAGACUCCAAAGCGGCUCUGAGCGCCACAGACACUACAGAGGUUGAUACAGGCAUCCACGUGCGAACAGAGGACAUGUUGGACGAGGACUCCUCAUUGAAAGACUACUCGGUGAACAUGGAGCUGGAUAUGGAUACGCCAAGCCCCUGCCCGAGUGGCCACAGCAAAUCCCCAUCAUCAGUGAAGAUGACCAGCUUUGCCGAGCAGAAGAUGCGGAAACUCAACCCUCCAGCAACAGACUCGGGACGGGGUAGCAGCAGUGGCGGUGGGAGCUCCCUUAAAACCACCCCUGAAGGCUCUGAGUUUGGUCUGCCACUGUCAGUUUCCUGGGCCCCAACCCCUGAGCACAGCCCAGUGCAUCAACAAACAUUCCCAUUCGUACCUAGUCAAGCCCCACUUAAACCCAUGCAACUGCUGCCCAACGAUCCUGCCCAGGCAAUGGCUACUGAGAUGGUGCAGCUGAGGAUGCGACUGGAGGAGAAACGGAAAGCCAUUGAAGCCCAAAAGAAGAAAGUGGAGGCCGCGUUUACCAGACAUCGCCAAAGGAUGGGCCGCUCAGCAUUCCUCACAGUGGUCAAGAGAAAGGGGGAUGGGGCUGCCAGCGGAACAGAGGAGGAAGGGGGAACAAUUGAAGAGGAAGGCAAGACCAGAAGUUCCAACUUCAGAACCGGGAGAGGCAAGGCUGACACCCCUGAUGGAGCAGAGCAAUGCAGCGAAGGCUCCCGUUGGCUGAAGUCACCUGGGGCAGGAGAGGAGGGUGGGCCAAGUGCAGGUCAGCCAACUGAGGUGGACCUAACGGAGUACACACGUUCUAUCGAGAAACUAAAUCACUCCUUGGCUUUCCUUCAGACUGAGAUGCAGAGACUGGCCCAACAGCAAGAAGUGAUCAUGGCCAUGAGGGAGCAGCAGCAGGCGUGGGUCAUUCCGCCUUCACACACAAACCCUUCCCCACAAAAACAGGGCCGAGCCACAGCUGUGACCCGAUCUUCAGGACCUUCAUCCCCUGCUGACUCACCUCGUUCAACGCACCGUUCGCCAACCAGCAUCAAACACAAGUCUGCCUCUUUCCAUUCCCGUAACCCACGCACCCCUCGCCCAAAUGAGCUCAAACUGGCCCCCUACAAUCGAGUCCUUACCGCCCCGCAAUCUGUGGAUAGCAUCCCCAGGCUACGGAGGUUCUCUCCCUGCCAACCCCUGGCAAACUCCUUUGUUUACAUGGGGGAGAAACCAGCAACUGUAAACCAGGAGGCCGCAGCCACAGAUGGGAAGUGGAUCAAGGAGCCAGACACACUCCUCUCUCCAGAAGAGGAGAGUGUCGGUGUCAGUGCAGUCAACCCACUACCCAGCUCCCUAGCCAAACACUCCAGCCAGCUGAACAAAGCAGAGCUAAGUAUGAUUGAUGAAACCCUGCAGGACAUGAGGGUUCAAAGCCAAGUAUUCAAUCAGACUGCAGGAGAUGAAGGGAAGUUGCUUGCGGAUCUCAAACCUACAGUCGAGUCAUAUGUUUCUGAGAUUCUGUCCCAACCUGUGACAGAAACCUUCACUGUGACACCCACAGAAAGCCCACCCCAGUUGGGGGCCUCCGCCCAGGCCAAGAGCAGUCUGAUCGAGGUUCCCCUGUCAGGCCUGGAGGAGCAGCUGUUGGAGGAAAGUGAGGUGAAGCAGCAGGAUGACUUAGAAGGUGUUGAUGCUGACCAGAAGAUGUGCCGUGGCUUCUUCUUCAAGGAGGAGGGAAAGGGCAAGGACAACAUGGCCCAGAAGAGAGCAGCGUUGCUAGAGAAGAGGAUGAGGAGGGAGAAGGAGAGCCAACAGAGGAAGAUGCAGCAGGAGGCUGAACUGGAACAAAAGAAGGAGGAGGCUCGGCUGAAAGCGGAGGAGGAGCGCAUCAGGAAAGAAGAGGACAAGGCUAGGAAGGAGUUCAUCAAGCAGGAGUACCUCCGCAGGAAGCAGUUGAAACUUAUGGAGGACAUGGACACCGUCAUCAAACUGCGUCCGGCCGGCGGCGCCAAACAGAGGCGCGGCCGGCCCAAGUCCAUCCAUCGAGACAGCAUGGACUCUCCUAAAACCCCCAUCAGGACUGCUACAGGUUCACGACAGCGUGUCUUUUCAGUCUCCAGCUUGUCCCUCGCUUCUCUCAACCUGGGAGACGGUGACAGCGUUCACUCGGAGAAGAGAGCGCCGAGAAGUGCUAGCUUAGCCUCUGGCAGUCUCUUCUACUUUCUGAGCUCCCCUAAGCAGAGGAGGCGAAGGCCAGAAUCUGCAGAUGGCUUUUUGUCCCCCAGUCACUCCAGCAGCAGAAAUGGAGAGAAGGACUGGGAAAAUGGAUCCACCACCUCCUCCAUCACAUCCAACACAGAGUACACUGGGCCCAAGCUGUACAAGGAGCCCAGUGCAAAAUCCAACAAGCACAUUAUCCAGAAUGCUCUUGCCCACUGCUGCCUGGCAGGCAAGGUCAAUGAGGGGCAGAAGAACAAGAUACUCGAGGAAAUGGAGAAGUCAGAGGCCAACAGCUUCCUGGUGUUGUUUCGAGACGCCGGCUGCCAGUUCCGUUCGCUCUACACAUACUGCCCCGAGUCAGAGGAGAUCAACAAGCUGACGGGCAUUGGCCCCAAGACCAUCACGCGCAAGAUGAUAGACGGCCUCUACAAGUACAACUCAGACAAGAAGCAGUUCAGCCAGAUACCAGCCAAGACCAUGUCAGCCAGCGUGGACGCAAUCACCAUUCACAGCCACCUCUGGCAAACCAAGAAGCCAGCCACCCCUAAAAAAGUAGUACCUGCCCAGUCCUAAAGACAUAAACCACUUCCCUCUCUUUCCAUUUCCAGCUCAAACGGAGGAAUCCUUCCAAUUUGCACUUCACUGUACAUAUCCAUGAAGAUUCCAGCACCUGCAACGCCA